ACAAAAGUGAAAAUUCUCUGUUGAAUUCUGAUCUUGGAAGAUCUUCACAACUGAAAUUCUAUGAAAUUUCUGUGGGGUGGUGGAGACAUUUAUAUAGAAAUUCGUUGAAGAAGUUCCCUUACAGUGUUCUGCUGGUCGCCACUGUCGACAAUGGCCAGAAACAGGCAGAGCAAUCCCAGCUCCGAAGGCAUGCCAGCUUCUACCCCGGCGUCCGAGGUUGCUAGACAACCCAACUCACUAGAACAGCCGCCUAAGAAAACUACUUCGGCCUCCGCUUCAAAUACCCCAAUGGUUGAAAAGUUGGCAAAACAUAUGUUCACGAUUCCGGCUACUCUGUCGAGAUUUGGCAAGCGAUCUGAUGCAGAAAAAGAGCUUCUUUCUAAAUUUGACAAGGAGGUGUUGUCCUCUGAAGCCGCAAUGAAGACCCUAAGCUACCUAAGAAAUGAAACCCAGGAAAAGUACCUUUACCAGAUUAGAAGAUAUAUACGCCAUUGCGCUAAUAAGGGGUUGGAUAACUUCUUUGUAACCAAGGCAUUGGCCAAAGAAUUGAUCCAAGCAGAAAUCAGUCGCCGUGGUCAAAUCAGUGAAAAUACCAUCAAAAGUAUAAGAUCGCCUUUGAACAAACUCUAUCAUAUGAACAGAAUAGUCUAUCCUUUGGAUCAGCCAUUUGAGCUCUUAAGUGAUGACUUAAUUGAGGAAUUGAUUCAGAGUUACAACCAGGAGAAGGAGAAAGCUUCCCUGUCCACAGUAGAAACCAAUGAAGAGCAAAAAAGUUUGGAAGUCAAAAAAGACAAGAUUGUUAAGAUAGGCGAAACUACAAAGAAGAAAACGUCAGAAAAUGAAGUUAAAUUGAUACUGAAGUUUAGCAACGAAAUAACAAAUUCAGAUAAAACCCGUCACAUAUUGAACAGUUUGACUGCAAAAACCUUCAAGGCUUAUUCCACAGACAUAAGACGCUUCAUCAGAUAUUGUGCUAGUCAAGGGUUGAACAACUUUCUUUUAAAUAAUGACAUAUUAAGAUCCUACCUCAUUAAUGAGGUCCAAAAUAAAAACUCAGGAUAUGCCUUAGCAAGGUUGAAAAAUCUUAGAAGCAGCUUGCUUAAAUUAAAUCAACUCAAUGCCAUUGCUUACAAUGAUACCUAUCAUGAAAGUGAUCUUGUUGAUGUCAUGAAUGAAUUUUUGGCAGAAGUUGAGAAGAAUGAACCAGGUGGAGAAAAUGAGUCAGCUACACUCUCGCCAUUAAAAAGAAAGAGAAAUAACUCUGAUCCAAGUCCAGAAUCAGAUCAUGAUCCAGUUUCAAAAGGAUUGAUUAAUACCCCUCAAAGCAAGUUGGAAGGUAAGCUAUUGGCAAAAUUGAACAUAUUGUUUGAAGAUACAACUUUGCUAAACGGUCUUACAGAGGCUAGCAAGAGGUUGUACUGUUCCGAAAUAGCUAGAUAUGUUCGAUUCUGUGCAAAAAUAUCACUUGAUAGUUUCCAUGUUCGAGGGGAAAUACUAAAAAGAUUUUUUAUUGAAGAUAUCAUUCCUAAUAAUCCUAACAUUACAGUAAAGAAAAUGAGAGAAAUAUUGAGCCGGUUGAACCGGUUGCAUCAGAUUAAUGGUGAGCAUGAUGUUAACCAUCCUCGAGAGAUUCCAAAUAUCUCUGUUCUUAAAGAAUUUUUGGAAAGUUAUGAAUCUAACAAAAGUGUUAUUGAGAAUGAUUCUACACGAGGAAAAUCACAAAAACGCAAUAAUGAUGCAAUCAUUCGUAAGCUGGAUGUUUUGCAUCAAAUAGUUGAAGUUUCUAGUACCGAAGGUGAAAUUGGUCAAAGGAAGUCUUCUGCACGAGAGACUUUCAGAAAAGGACCAAAAUUGGCAGACAUUAUAGAUGGUACUAUUGAAAAUGCCAGACCCAGGGUUGCACCCAAAUUCCAUAUUAACCGAGCGAUCACGACUAUAAUUGAAAUAAUUGAAGAAUGGCAAUUAAUAGAAGAAAGAGUUCGUAAAUGGGGAUUAGACUGGAUCCAAGACAGUGGUGAUCAUGAAUUAUAUGCAAGUAGAAAAGUUGUGAGUGACUUUUUGAAUGACUUAGUGGCUGAAAGUGGGGCUACUUCUUCACAAGCUGGAUCCACCAUUUAUGACAGUGGGAGAUUUGAGAUCGGGCUAGUGAUCGAUGAUUACAUUAGCCGCCAGAAAUUGAGUUUACACGAUUUCAUCAGUAAGAUCCAAAACUAUCCUACGCAUUCGAAACGCGAAUUUGUCCGCAUCCUAAGCCAAAGGUGAUGCUAAUAGUACAGUUAGUUGAAGGAAAAUUGAGUUGUCAAGUUCCGUUCGAAUUAAGGUAAUUAGACCCAAUUAGACCUAGAUAGAGUAUAAAAUAGCUGGAGGUUAAACCCUCGUGCCUCAAAAUGAUGCAGUCCUCACGAUGGCUGCAAAAAGUCAGAACGGUGUCACCAGCUUGGACGCCAGGUCCAACAUACACGAUUCGACAUAGCAUAAAUCGCGUGCAUAGGCGACUAAACACUACUUAAGGUACAGUAAGCUUUAUUAUACAACCUUAUAAUUAUUAUAUCAUGUAAUGCAAAGCUUGUAAAUC
Messenger RNA from Scheffersomyces stipitis CBS 6054, 2575 nucleotides. RefSeq lists its product as uncharacterized. NCBI's taxonomy places the organism in Eukaryota, Fungi, Ascomycota, Pichiomycetes, Serinales, Debaryomycetaceae. The coding region runs from base 151 to 2262 and encodes 703 amino acids. The record is from RefSeq and is a predicted model, not a curated record. The transcript has a single exon.